AUGCGUAUGAUAAAUAUGUUUCUUUUAUAUUUUGGUUUAUUAGCGCGUAUUUAUACAGGGUGCGGUGACCCGUUUACAACCUAUGCUAAUGGAAUCAGCGAAGGUGGUCAGGAGGAUCCAAGUGAUACUUGCUACAAACAAGUGUACACCGUGUCUGGUAUAACAGAGAUAACAAGAGGCGUGUUUUCUGGCGGAUGUGACACAACAUAUGCUAAAACUGGUUAUAAUAUUACCUAUAACAGUAUAUUUGGUACUAUAUACUGUUGUAAUUCAAGUCUAUGUAAUACAUCGGUUAGACCGAUCACAAGAUCCGUACCGA
Molecule: messenger RNA, 319 nt
Organism: Didymodactylos carnosus
Lineage: Eukaryota; Metazoa; Rotifera; Eurotatoria; Philodinida; Philodinidae
Source: the annotation of a GenBank genome assembly